AUGGUGCUGUCGGUAUCAGCAGACUGCCCUCAAGGAUAUUCAGCAAAGAAAAAAGCAUGCAUUGACAUAGACGAAUGUAAAGAUGAAAAAAAGCCAUGUGGAGAAAAUACAAUCUGCAUUAACACAAAUGGAAGCUACUACUGCCAAUGUAAAGAUGGUUUCAGAAGGCCGAGAGGGGAGGUGAAUUCUACAGCUGGUGGAUGCAAAGAUAUCUUUGAAUGUUUGGAAAAGAAAGACAUCUGUGGACCUAACACCAUAUGUGUGAAUACUAUCCCCUAUUACUCGUGCACCUGUGAUGAUGGAUUCAUUUCAACUACUGGGAAUAAAACUUUUCGUCAUGAUCAAAAUGCUAUAUGUGAAGAUAUUAACGAAUGUCAAAAAGGAAAUCCCUGUGGUCAGAAUGCAUCAUGUAACAACACACAAGGCAGUUAUUACUGCAUCUGCAAUGCUGGCUUUGGAUUGAAAUCUGGCCGAUUCAACUUCUCUGGGAAUCUGGAGCAAUGUGAAGACAUAUGUAUAACUGAUAAGACAAUCUGUGGAAGUGGAACUUGCCAUCAUGGAGCCAGUGGCCAUUACUGUGUGUGCCAAACUGGGUUCACUAACUAUGGCAACAACGUGCCACGCUGCACUGAAUUAAACUGUGAUGUUUUCAAAGAUAUAAAUGAUGUGAAAGAGAGAUUUCAUAUUGUAGAUGACUUAGUAAAUUACAUGGAAAAAACCUGUCAGGAACUCACAAACAACAAAAGACCAGUGGACCUGAAUGGAGAGGAGACUCUAAAGAGAUUCCUGAAUAUGACUGAUGAACUCUUGUCCAGUGCAUUUCUUAAUUAUAAAAGGAAAGUUUCAGACUUUCUUGACUUGGUGGGAAAUGCUCUGAGGCUCAUAGGACCCUUCACUAAGUCUUCAAGGAUUUAUAUCUCCUCCACUCACACAGAGCUGGACAUGCUUGUACACAAGGGGCCUGUUAUACCUAAAGGAAACAUAACAUUAUCAACUAAGCAUGCUAACUUGGACAUCCAGAUGGAGACAGCUGCUGGAGAUCCUGCCUAUUACCCCGGCUUUACAACAGUGUCCUUGAUGAGCUACUCAAACCUGGAAAACUCUACAGAUGGCUUCUUUGAUGGAAUGAAACCACAAAAGAACCAGAGCUUUAAGAUAAACUCCAAAGUGGCGACUGUCACUGUCAGCAACAGAAAUACAAGCCACCUUAAAACGCCAGUUAACCUAACUUUAAACCACCUAGAAGAACAGGCAAAUCAAACAUUCCACAUCUGUGUGUUCUGGGAUUCCUCGGUGAACGGAGGGUCAUGGUCUGAUCGUGGUUGCAGUGUGGCGGAGUCGAACCUGGAAUAUACCUCCUGUUCCUGUAACCACCUGGGAACCUUUGCUAUACUCACGGCUCACAAUGAAAUUGAGGAGAAGAUUGAGUUUCAUCUGAUCAUAUGGCUGUUCCUGUCCCUUUCACUGAUUUGCUUAUUCAUCUCCAUCUUGACAUUCUCAAUGAUCCGUUCUAUUAAAAGUCCAAGAACCACCAUCCACCUGCAUCUCUGCAUCAGCCUCUUCAUUGCAAAUCUUGCCUUUCUAGCAGGAAUCUCUCAUAUUGAGAACCAGGAUAGCUGCACAGUGGUGACAGGGAUCCUGCAUUUCUCCUAUCUGGCAACAUUUUUAUGGAUGUGUCUGGACAGUGUACAGCUGUUCAGGAUGAUAAUGCUUGUUUCGAACACCAACUUUAAAACCCUCCACAUGACGGCAGCUGCCUAUGGAGUUCCAGCUGUUAUUGUUGCCAUCUCUGCCUUAGCUAAUUCCAAGGGACAUGGCACUGAGAGAUAUUGUUGGGUAACCCAGGGAUUUAUUUGGAAUUACUUUGGUCCUGCAUGUGUAAUCAUCAUUGUAAACAUUUUCUUCUUUUUCAUAACUGUAUGGAAGUUAGCACAGAAGUUCUCAAGUGUAAACCCUGACCUGGAUGACCUGCACAAAAUAGAGGCAUUCACCAUUAGUGCAGUGGCUCAGCUAUUUGUAUUGGGCAACACCUGGAUCUUUGGUUCUGUCCAGUUUCAGGAAAACCAUACAGCCAUGGCUUACCUCACCAUCUUUGGCAGCCUGGAAGGAGUUACGCUCUUUGCUGUGUAUUGUCUGUUUUCCAGGCAGGUGAGGGAAGAGUACAAACACGCUUUGACCAGAAUUUGUGCUCCUCAGAAGAAGAGUGACAGAAAAGCUCAUGUUUCGAAGAGUGCCCAGGAUACAAGAGAGUGUCAACUUUGAGGAGCUAGAGCUAGACAGUAACC
Pelmatolapia mariae (spotted tilapia) is the source of this 2285-nucleotide messenger RNA. RefSeq names its product adhesion G protein-coupled receptor E1-like. Gene Ontology annotation, cellular component: plasma membrane. Gene Ontology annotation, biological process: adenylate cyclase-activating G protein-coupled receptor signaling pathway; cell surface receptor signaling pathway. The record is from RefSeq and is a predicted model, not a curated record. Gene Ontology annotation, molecular function: calcium ion binding; G protein-coupled receptor activity. The transcript has 18 exons. The coding region runs from base 1 to 2262 and encodes 753 amino acids. Lineage: Eukaryota; Metazoa; Chordata; Actinopteri; Cichliformes; Cichlidae.